AUGGCGGCGCUGCGCUUCUCCACGCCGGCGGACAGCGGCCUCCCGCCGGAGAGCGCCUCGCCGCGCCUCUCGCCCGUCGGCCCGCCGGAGAAGGAGGAGCUGCGGCGGCUCAACGACCGCCUGGCCGCCUACAUCCAGGGCGUGCGGCGCCGGGAGGCGGCCCUGCAGCAGCCGCGCUUGCAGGAGCCCGGCGGGGACCCGGGGCGCGCCCUGCGCCGGCGCUACGAGAGCGAGCUGGCCCAGGCGCGCCGCCUGCUCGACGCCCAGGCCGCCCAGCGCGCCGCCCUGCAGCUCCAGCUGGCCGCCCUCGGGGACGAGCACCGCCAGCUGCGCGCCAGGAAUUCCAAGAAAGAAAAUGACUUGAGCCUGGCAGUUGCUCAGAUAAGGGAUUUAGAUGCUCAGCUCCACUCCACGGAGGCUGACUUGGCAACCGCUUUGAGCAGACAGCAGAGCUUGGAGAAAGACCUUCAAGAGUCAAAGGACCAAACAGCCUCCCUCAAGGAGACGGUGAAAGAUACCAGAAACCAGCUUCAGAACGAGAGGUUGAAGAGGGUUGAUCUGGAAAACCAAACACAGACGCUGCAAGAACAAGUGACGUUCCUGAAAAACCUCCACGAAGAUGAACUUAAAAGGAAGAAGAGCUUUUAUGAGAGUAAGAUACAAGAAAUAGAGUCUGGCCGUCAGCAGGAGUUUGAGAGUAAACUACUGGAUGCCCUCCAAGCACUCCGGCAAGAUCAUGAACAACAAAUUGAGGCGUACAAAGAGCAGGUGGAACGGAAUUUUGCUGCCAAGGUGGAAAACGCCCAGCUUUCUGCUGUGAAAAACAGUGAUUUUGCCAACUCGGCACGGGAGGAGCUCAAGAAAACAAAACUGAGAAUUGAUUCGUUGACAUCCCAGAAUGCUGCAUUGGAGGGCUGCAUCAGUGACUUGGAGACCACGAUACUGGAGCUGCAGAGGACGAUAGACUGUGAGCGCGACACGCACAAGAGGUGUGUUGCCGAGAAGAACCGAGAAAUGGCAGAGGUGCGGCAACGAAUGCAAGCUCAGCUGGAAGAGUACGAACAUCUCCUGGACGUAAAGCUGGCUCUGGACCUAGAGAUCAGUGCGUACCGAGCGAUGUUGGAAAGAGAAGAGAAGAGGUUAGGGCUGUCUGGAUCCUCCUCGGAAAGCGUCGGCAUGCAUUCUGCAGCCAGCCUGGGCCGCCUGUUCCUACAGGGAAAGAAAAGGAAACGCCCCACAGUGGAAAAGCGAGGGCCCCAGUUUGGUUUCAAGGGAGUCCAGAGUGCUUCGUCUUCGGGAAGCAUUUCGAUAGAAGAAAUUGACGCAGAAGGGAAAUUUGUCAGAAUUAAAAAUAAUUCCGAUCAGGACCAGUCGCUAAGCGGAUGGACGCUCAGAAGAGAACAAAGAAAUGAAUCUGACAUGAUGUACCAGUUUCCGACACGAUUCACUCUUCAGGCUGGCCAAGCAGUUACAAUCUGGAGCGCGAGAGACGAUCCCCAGGAGCUUGACUUGACCCUUGUGUGGAAGUCCCAGAAGUCAUGGGGAAGCGGAGAGAACGUCAGCAUCGCGCUCCUUAACGCCGACGGGGAGGAAACUGCAGAAAGAAAGAUUGUCUAUGGAGGAGGAGGAGGAGGAGGCUGCAGCAGAGAAUGGGAGGAGGAGGAAAAGGAAGCAGCCCAGGAAGAAGAAACGGAGCUUCACACUCAACAGAGUGGAAGCCACAUCUGUCCAAUCAUGUAG
Euleptes europaea (tarantolino) is the source of this 1740-nucleotide messenger RNA. RefSeq names its product lamin-L(III)-like. The coding region runs from base 1 to 1740 and encodes 579 amino acids. The transcript has 11 exons. NCBI's taxonomy places the organism in Eukaryota, Metazoa, Chordata, Lepidosauria, Squamata, Sphaerodactylidae. The record is from RefSeq and is a predicted model, not a curated record.